Molecule: messenger RNA, 1746 nt
Organism: Achroia grisella
Lineage: Eukaryota; Metazoa; Arthropoda; Insecta; Lepidoptera; Pyralidae
Gene: Usp39
Product: U4/U6.U5 tri-snRNP-associated protein 2
Exons: 10
Coding region: 147-1586 (479 amino acids)
Biological process (GO): spliceosomal complex assembly; mRNA processing; protein deubiquitination
Molecular function (GO): cysteine-type deubiquitinase activity; zinc ion binding
Source: RefSeq, a predicted model, not a curated record
CUUAAACUGUAAACAGCAUAGAACUGUAGUCGGUACGUGUUCUGUACUUUUACAGAAAAUUGUUAAUGUUUGUUUUAAUGAAAUAUAUCUUAUCUUAACUUAAUAAAAAACAUACAUGAUUUAAAAGCUUUUACGCAUAUGAAAUAAUGUCGCAGAAACGGAAGUUGUCCGAAGAAAAUGGUACUAAGUUCUUGGAACCAGCGUCCAAAACUGUACAUAUUCAGUGCCCCUAUUUGGAUACUAUCAACAGACAUGUAUUGGAUUUUGAUUUCGAGAAAUUAUGUUCAGUUUCUUUAACUCGUAUCAAUGUUUACGCCUGCUUGGUCUGUGGGAAGUAUUUCCAGGGCCGUGGUACCAAUACACAUGCUUAUACCCAUUCUGUGGCUGAUGGUCAUCAUGUAUUCCUGAACCUACAUACUUUAAAGUUCUACUGUCUGCCUGAUAAUUAUGAAGUUAUAGAUUCAUCUCUAAAUGAUAUCAAGUAUGUUCUGAACCCUAUAUUUACUAUGGAGCAGAUAAAGCAGUUGGACUCAGAUACAAAAAUGUCAAGAGCUAUUGAUGGUACAAUGUAUAUGCCUGGAAUUGUGGGUCUUAACAACAUUAAGGCUAAUGAUUAUUGUAAUGUUAUAUUGCAGUGCCUAUCACAGGUGAGGCCACUGCGCAAUUAUUUUUUACGUGAAGAAAACUAUGCUAAUGUAAAAAGACCACCAGGUGAUUCGUCAUUCUUGUUAGUGCAACGGUUUGGUGAGCUACUACGCAAAUUGUGGAAUCCUAGAGCUUUCAAGGCUCAUGUAUCCCCACAUGAGAUGCUUCAAGCUGUUGUACUGUGGUCUAAAAAGAGAUUCCAAUUUAUCAAACAAAGUGAUCCCAUUGAUUUUUUGUCAUGGUUUCUCAACUCCUUGCAUAUGGCACUUAAUGGGACCAAGAAACCUAACAGUUCAAUUAUCUACAAGUCAUUUCUAGGACACAUGAGAAUAUAUACAAGGAAGUUACCGCCACCAGAUGGUGAAGAAGCAGCUAAGGUAGACCUCAACAGUGAAGAAUACAAUGAGAUGAUAACAGAAUCGCCAUUUCUAUUUUUGACGUGUGAUUUACCACCUACACCAUUAUUCACAGAUGAGUUUAGAGAAAACAUCAUCCCACAGGUAAAUCUCUACCAAUUAUUAUCAAAGUUUAAUGGACAGGCAUCAAAAGAAUAUAAAACAUACAAAGAGAACUUUAUGAAAAGGUUUGAAAUAACACAACUCCCGCCAUAUCUAAUAUUGUACAUUAAAAGAUUCACUAAAAAUACAUUUUUCGUUGAAAAGAAUCCCACAGUUGUAAACUUUCCAGUCAAGAAUGUAGACUUUGGCGAUAUCCUCACUCCGGAAGUGAAAGCAAAACAUAAUGGUAAAACAAUAUAUGAACUGGUCGGGAACAUGGUCCAUGACGGUACACCAGAGAAGGGAACCUACAGAGCACAUGUUUUACAUAAACCAACUCAGCAAUGGUAUGAAAUGCAAGAUCUCCAUGUAACCAGCAUACUGCCACAGAUGAUCACACUGACUGAAGCAUACAUUCAGAUAUAUGAAUUGAAACAGGAUUAAUAUUAAGCUAAAUAUUAAAACUAAUAAGUUCUUACAGUAUCUUUUUUAUUUAUUGAAUAUACAAAUUCCUGAUAUUCUUAAGAUUCCAUUUAACAAACUGUGGCCUACGGAAUGACCUUACACUUAUAAUUAUGUCAUAUCAUUUCAUAAAUAUAUGAAA